This is a messenger RNA of Paramecium pentaurelia, 297 nucleotides long. Lineage: Eukaryota; Ciliophora; Oligohymenophorea; Peniculida; Parameciidae. The record is from the annotation of a GenBank genome assembly.
AUGUAAAAAGAUAGCUUAUUCUUGGUGAUAUAAAAAUUACCUAGAAAAAUUCUUAAAGGAUUGAUUUUAGGAGGAGGGUUUUGUUUAUUUGUCUUAAUUCUUUUUAAUUAUUUAGGUUUCACUUCAGAUGGUCCAAGAUCAAAGAGCUAUGCUUCCAAGCUCUAAUCAAGUUAUGGAGAUGUCCCAGGAGGAAGUAUUUUUGCGCUACUAUAAUCAUUGGGAUAAAAUAUUAAACCUAUCCUAAAAAUUGGUUGUGCCAUUUGUGUUGCAUAUUUGAUAAGAAAAAGGUUUAAAUGA